Molecule: messenger RNA, 2263 nt
Organism: Entelurus aequoreus (snake pipefish)
Lineage: Eukaryota; Metazoa; Chordata; Actinopteri; Syngnathiformes; Syngnathidae
Gene: hoxd3a
Product: homeobox D3a
Biological process (GO): regulation of transcription by RNA polymerase II
Cellular component (GO): nucleus
Molecular function (GO): RNA polymerase II cis-regulatory region sequence-specific DNA binding; DNA-binding transcription factor activity, RNA polymerase II-specific
Source: RefSeq, a predicted model, not a curated record
AAUCGCGAGGACUCUAUCUAAGACUUGAAAAACUGAAGAGAUCCGCCAUAGGAAAAAAAAAACAAAAAAAAACACAAAACACAAUAAUAGGCUUUAAACAGCACAGCAGCGUCGGGAGCGACACGUCUCAAAGCCAAUGGAUGCUCUGGUCGAUGUGGGAGUAUUGAUGAUCGCCUGAAGGAAAUAACGCCCAUUUGCGUAAAUUUUGGUAUCAGACUGGAGCAAAGGUGGGAGAGGCCAAUCACGUGAAAAAAUCCACACUUUAUACUGAUGCCAUUGGAGAUACCAUCCUUGCUUUAUUGUCUUUGAGUGAGCAACAAUGCAGAAGGCAACAUACUACGACAACGCUGCACUCUUUGGGGGGUACAGUUACCCCAAAGCCGACUCUUACAGCUACGCUCACCAGUCCUACCCUGCAGCCACCAUUGAGGGGGACUACCAGGGCCCAGUGUGCCCCAUUCAGAGCCCCGCUGUCCGGCCUCCCCCGGCCCUGAAGGAAAGUGACUUAAACGUGGAUUGCAUGCGGCAGAGCAGCAGCAACAGCAGCAGCAGCAGUCAAAGCAACACAAGCAGCAGCAGCAGCAGCAGCCAUGAGGCGUCGAGUGUUGGGGAGCAGCAGGCCGGGGCUCCCCUUCCCCCAUCACCCGGCUCUGUGCCCCAUAAGAAGAAGUCUUCCCCGGGUGGCGGCAACGCUACGCCGGUCUUGACCAAGCAGAUCUUCCCCUGGAUGAAGGAGACCCGGCAGAAUGCAAAGCAGAAGGGCAACACUUGCCCUGCAGCAGGCGAGGUGAGCGACGAAAAGAGCCCGUCUGGCCCGGCCUCCAAGCGGGUGAGAACCGCGUACACCAGCGCGCAGCUGGUGGAGCUGGAGAAGGAGUUCCACUUCAACCGCUACCUCUGCCGCCCACGCAGAGUGGAGAUGGCCAACCUGCUCAACCUGACCGAGCGCCAAAUCAAGAUCUGGUUCCAGAACCGCAGGAUGAAGUACAAAAAGGACCAGAAGUCCAAAGGGCUGGCGCACUCCCCGCUGGGCCACUCCCCGGACCGAAGCCCCCCGCUGAGCGGGCCCGCUCACAUGGGCGGGUACACGGGCCAGCUGCAGAACUCUUUGGCCUACGACGCGCCCUCCCCGCCGCCCUUCGCCAAGCCCCAGCAGAACAUGUACGGCCUGGCCGCCUACACGGCCCCGCUGGGCGGCUGCAUGCCGCAGCAGAAGCGCUACCCGGGCGCCGAGUACGAGCACCACAGCCUGCAGGGCGGCGGCGGAGGCGGCACCUUCGCCGGCGCCAACCUGCAGGGCAGCCCGGUGUACGUGGGCGGGAACUUUGUGGACGCCAUGCCGGCUUCGGGCCCCGUCUUCAACCUGGGCCACCUUCCACACCCGUCGUCCACCAGCGUGGACUACAGCUGCGCGGCGCAGAUCCCCGGGAACCACCACCACGGACCCUGCGACCCCCACCCCACCUACACGGACCACUCGCACCAAGCCACUCAGGGAAGGAUUCAGGAGGCGCCCAAACUCACGCACUUGUAGUAUUGGCGUGUGCGUGGAUGCCAAUAUGAUCUUUUUAUUACCUCACUAUAUACUCAUGUGCAUCAUCAUCAUCAUCACAGUAUUAUUGUGCAUUUUAAUUCUAAAUAACACAGCUUCUCCCACGCUACGUGGGAAUGUCUGUCUGUUGUUUUUUUUUUUUAUAUACUAAAGUGCAUUUUGGACUGAAUAUUUGACUUGAAAGUAAGCUUGUAGACGAUGAACGUAUAGAAACUAAUUUUUUUAAAUAGUCCUAUUAAUUGUCAGGAUCUCAUCCUCCAUCAUGACUAUUUAUUUAUUCUCUAUUGCGCCUCUAUCUAUUUAUUAUUUAAUGGUUGCACAUUAUUUAUCGUUUUAUAAGCGAGUAUUUAUACGUGUAUUUGUUUUCUUGUUCGGACAGAUCAGUGCACUUGAUGGCAAAACAGGGUUGUUUAAAAAAAAAAAAAAAAAAAAAAGGAAAAAAAAAAGAACAUAAUUGGUUAUUGUAAAUUGGGGACAAAUGGGGCAUUUUAUAGUGUAUAAGCACCACUACGUGUCCAUGGUUAAUAUUGUGUGGAACCUUAAGCAAAUCGUAGACUAUCCCAAGUAUCGAAUAUUGUACACACCAGCAUGACAUUUUGUGUAUUCCAUUCCAAAAAAAAAAAUUUUUUUUUUUAUUCCACCCCAUAAUUACCAGACCUUAAUCAUAUUGAAAUGUUCUAUUUUAUUGUGUUGAGCAUUUUGUAAAUAAAA